AGCGUUUCUCCUUGCCUUGUUCUGUAACUGACUAUGGGUAUUCAUCACUCAUUAGCAGUGGUAACAAACGCACCUCCUCCUCGAGGCUGCAGCUCCCCCGCUUCCCACGUUGUUUCUUCACAUGCUCCAUUCUACCAAUGCCGAUUUUCCACUAGCCAAGUUCUCCACCAGUUACGUAGAAAGCCGAAAGCAUACCUCGGAUUGAUGAAUUCCCCCUUCUUACUCAAGAUCCCCUUUGCGGGAGAUCUGAAAUUGCUCGCAGAAACCCGCAAUUUCCACGCUAGCUAGCUCCUUUCUUCCUCUAUAUAACUCCUCCCAGCAUCGUCGCCUUCAACAACCCAAUCCGGCAAUCUUUCUCCGCUACUACCACACAGAGGCAUUUUGUCGAACAGGUUUCCUGCCCCUGCAAUGGCGCCGCCUUCGCCCAGCCACGUAGCCCCGCUGCUGAAAGACGAGCUGGACAUCGUCAUCCCCACGAUCAGGAACCUGGACUUCCUCGAGAUGUGGAGGCCGUUCCUGCAGCCGUACCACCUCAUCAUUGUCCAGGACGGCGAUCCUUCAAAGACCAUCAGAGUCCCAGAGGGAUUCGACUACGAGCUCUACAACCGCAACGACAUCAACAAGAUCCUCGGCCCCAAGGCCAGCUGCAUCUCCUUCAAGGAUUCCGCCUGCCGCUGCUUCGGCUUCCUGGUCUCCAAGAAGAAGUACAUCUUCACCAUUGACGAUGACUGCUUCGUGGCGAAGGAUCCGAGUGGGGAAGAGAUAAAUGCUUUGGCGCAGCACAUCAAGAAUCUGUUGACGCCAUCAACCCCCCAUUUCUUCAAUACCCUUUACGAUCCUUACAGGGAAGGUGCUGACUUUGUGAGGGGUUACCCUUUCAGCUUGAGGGAAGGAGUCCCCACUGCCAUCUCUCAUGGCCUCUGGCUCAACAUCCCUGACUAUGAUGCUCCUACCCAGCUUGUCAAGCCUCUUGAGCGCAACUCCAGCUCAACCAGGUAUGUGGAUGCUGUGAUGACGAUCCCGAAAGGCACCCUCUUCCCAAUGUGUGGAAUGAACCUUGCAUUUGACCGAGAGCUGAUCGGCCCUGCUUUGUAUUUUGGGCUCAUGGGUGAUGGUCAACCCAUUGGUCGAUACGAUGAUAUGUGGGCAGGCUGGUGUGCCAAGGUGAUUGCUGACCAUCUGGGUCUGGGAGUAAAGACGGGCUUGCCAUACAUAUGGCACAGCAAGGCAAGCAACCCAUUUGUGAAUCUGAAGAAGGAAUACAAGGGGAUAUACUGGCAGGAAGAGAUCAUUCCAUUCUUCCAAUCUGCUGCACUUCCGAAAGAAUCCAAGACCGUUCAACAGUGCUACCGGGACCUCUCCUUGCUUGUGAAGGAGAAACUUGGCCCAAUCGAUCCAUACUUCCAGAAACUUUCUGAUGAAAUGGUGACCUGGAUCGAGGCCUGGGAAGAGCUCAACCCUGCUGCAAAAUGAACUUCGUCAAGUUUUCGACUCAUUUAAACAUACAAGAAAAAAGCUAUAUGUUUCAUUUCUGUUAUCUCUUUCAAUUUGCUGCUUCUUGCCAUAUUUAUUGUUCUGCUGCUCUGCUUGUUUAUCGACUUGCUUAGCUUCCUUGUAUCCUUUCUUUGCGCCUCCGGCUAUAGAAUGUACUAGUACUGUAUACCGAGAUACUUGUCAUUUUGAUGCCAUUAUCACCUAUAAUAAACUGGAAAGUUCCU
This is a messenger RNA of Linum tenue, 1718 nucleotides long. Lineage: Eukaryota; Viridiplantae; Streptophyta; Magnoliopsida; Malpighiales; Linaceae. The record is from the annotation of a GenBank genome assembly.